GUCAACGCGACAAUCUUCAGUCAUCACUCAGCAUCACUGAUAAAAACAUGCAAUUUUUUAUUUAAUUGCCUAUAUACGGUUGUUAAUUGUGACGCAACUACCGUAAUAAAUUCAGGAUGUUAUCACAGCAGCCAUUAGCAGUUAGCAUUACUGCGGUAAUUGUGUUCGCUUCGCUUGUCACUGCUCUUUAUUACCCGAGAUUUCCGCGAGGUACUGUUCAGGAAGACUACUUUGGAACUACUGUUCAUGAUCCGUACCGUUGGUUGGAGGACACUGAUGCCGAAGCAACGAAAUCUUUUGUAGACGCCCAAAAUGAUCUUUCUCAACGGUACUUCAAACAAUGUCCAUUUAGGAAGCAACUCAGACAUAGACUAAAAGGCUUUAAGGGCUACAGUAACAUCGAUAUGCCAAAAAGGCAUGGAAAAUAUUAUUUCCUGUACGAUAGUGACGGUCAAGAUCAAGACGUCUUGUACGUGCGCGAUACUUCGAAUGGUGAUAAGACGAAUUGGCGAGACCUGCUAGAUCCUAAUACAUUCUCUGAAGAUGGAACAGUUGCCCUAACAGACACUCAGAGUUUUUCCGCUGACGGUGAAAUAUUCGCAUAUGGAAUCUCUGUUAGUGGCUCUGACUGGCGAACAGUACACUUCCUAAAUGUAUCCACUCGAACGAUUCUGGACGACGUUCUGAUCAAAGUGAAAUUCACAGUACUGGUGUGGAAGGGUAAUGAGGGCAUAUUUUACGGGAACUAUCCAGAUUUUGAAGGAAAUCCAGAGGGAUCUGAUACUGGAACAAACGAAAAUCAAAAAAUUAGUUAUCAUAGAAUAGGUACGCCCCAGAGUGAGGAUGUCAUCGUUGUUGAGUUCCUUGACAAGCCAAAAAAUGUGAUAAACAACAUGCGAAUGACAAGAAACGAAGAAUAUCUGAUAGUAACACUGGAUUCAUCGGCAACUGACGGAGUACCUUGGGACUACACUGCUGUAUAUUAUGUUGAUUUAGCUGGUAAUAAUCCAUCUAAUUGGCGGACCCGGCCUUUGGUGGAACAGUUUAACGCUGCAUACACUUUCGUUACGGAUGUGAGUGGAAUUUGGUAUUUUCUAACAAAUUUAAAUGCUACCAGAUACAAGAUUGUCGGCAUUCGACUGUCGUCUCCCGACCCUGCAUCGUGGACGACGUUGAUUGAAGAAGAUGAGGAAAAUAUUUUGUAUUGGGCAGCGCCUAUUAAUGGGGAAUACGUGCUACUACAUUACUUGGAAAAUGUAUCGAGUAAAUUGGUUCUUCGCUCUCUGAUCCAAGGCAAUACAUUCACGAAAAACAUUGACAUUGAGAAAGGAGCUGUGAUCUCAUAUGCGGGUAAUAUCGAUGACUCAAUAAUUUUCAUUAAAUUUGAAUCGUUUUUCGUGCCCAAUCGAAUAUAUAAACUCGAUUUCGCUACUCCGGUCUCGGAUAUUCAGUUAGAGAUUUAUGAUGAUGUAAAAAUGUCGGGAUUCGUUCCUGCAUUAUACAAAGUCAAGCAAGUCUGGUAUACCAGUAAAGAUGGAACACGAGUGCCCAUGUACAUCAUGCACAAAAAGGAUCUUGUGCUGAACGGAAGCUCACCGACAAUGUUGGUCGGUUAUGGUGGCUUUGGUGUAAAUGUUCUUCCCGAAUUUGCAAUUUUUCGUAUUGUAUUCAUGAAUGUCUUUGAUGGUGUUGUGGCUAUCGCCAAUAUUCGUGGGGGAUGCGAAUUUGGUAGUGCCUGGCACACGGGCGGUAGUUUAUUAAACAAACAAAAUUCAUUCGAUGACUUUCAUGCGGCUGCAGAGUAUCUAAUUGCUGAAAACUAUACAUCACCUUCAAAAAUGAUUAUUGAAGGGCGGUCAAAUGGAGGUCUGUUGGUUGCAGCGUGUGUCAAUCAAAGACCUGAAUUAUUCGGAGCUGCCAUUGUUAAUGUUGGUGUCUUGGAUAUGCUGCGUUACGACAAGUUCACAAUUGGACAUACUUGGGUGCCCGAAUAUGGAAGCCCCAACGAUCCAGUCCAUUUUCCGAAUAUCUACAACUAUUCACCACUUCAUAACAUCCUAUUCCCAACUGUGGCCGGUACUCAAUAUCCGGCAAUAUUAGUAAUGGCAAGCGACCAUGACGAUCGUGUUGUUCCUAGUCACUCUUACAAAUACAUCGCCGAAUUGCAGUAUAAGAUUGGAUCAAACAAAGGCCAGUCGCAACCAUUACUCCUUCGGGUAGAAACUGAUGCCGGGCAUGGCGGAGGAUUGCCUUCAUCAAAAUUACUUGCUUAUUCUGUGGAUUGGCUUUCAUUUCUAAUUGAAUCUCUUGAUUUAAGUUUCGAAGGACAGAAAGCUCAUGACAGUAGUAGUUGUGGUGGGAAUGUUCACUAUUCGAUUAUUAUAACGUUUCUGACUAUGUCGGUGGCUUUAUGGUAGUCGAAGCAGCUAUGCCUUAUAUAUAGUUGUACAUUUUCAGAUUAAUAAAAUUGUCA
Messenger RNA from Bradysia coprophila, 2473 nucleotides. RefSeq names its product prolyl endopeptidase-like. NCBI's taxonomy places the organism in Eukaryota, Metazoa, Arthropoda, Insecta, Diptera, Sciaridae. Gene Ontology annotation, molecular function: serine-type endopeptidase activity; oligopeptidase activity. The record is from RefSeq and is a predicted model, not a curated record. Gene Ontology annotation, biological process: proteolysis. Gene Ontology annotation, cellular component: cytosol.